AUGAGGACUGUUAGCAACACGGCCCUGUGGGCCCUUCUGCCGUUCGUUCUGCCUGCUGUGCAGGCUCUUCCUCAGGCUGCGCCUACCCCGUCGCCCACUGGGUCGCCCACCGCGACGGCUAGCCCGCCUGCUGUGACUGGCAACCCUUACGAGGGUGUCGACCUCUUCGUGAACCCUUACUACAAGUCUGAGGUGGAGGAGUCCGCUAUUCCGUCCAUGACUGGUCCGUUGGCGGAGCAGGCGAGCGCUGCGGCGAACGUCCCCUCGUUCUACUGGCUGGAUACGGCCGAUAAGGUCCCCAUCAUGGGCGAGUUCCUGGCGGACAUCAAGGCCCAGAAUGAUAAGGGUGCAAAGCCCCCGGUUGCGGGCCAGUUCGUUGUCUACGAUCUGCCGGACCGUGACUGCGCUGCUCUGGCCUCCAACGGCGAGUAUGCCAUCGAUGAUGGUGGUGUGGAGAAGUAUAAGGCGUAUAUCGACUCCAUCCGGGAGCUUCUCGAGGAAUACUCUGAUGUGAAGUCGAUCUUGAUCAUCGAGCCGGACAGCUUGGGCAACCUGAUCACCAACAUGGAUGUCCCCAAGUGCGCCAAUGCCGAGGAGGCGUAUCUGGAGUGCACUAACUAUGCCAUUACCGAGCUUAACCUUCCCAACGUGUCUAUGUAUCUCGACGCUGGUCACGCCGGAUGGCUGGGCUGGCCGGCCAACAUCGGCCCCGCCGCUGAGCUCUUUGGCAAGGUCUACAAGGACGCAAAGUCUCCCGCUUCCGUUCGCGGACUGGCGACCAACGUGGCCAACUUCAACGCCUUCUCCACUGAUAGCUGCCCGUCGUACACCUCCGAGAACGAGAUUUGUGACGAGAAGAGCUACGUCAACAACUUCGCUCCCGAGCUCAAGGCCAAUGGAUUCGACGCCCACUUCAUCGUUGACACUGGCCGCAACGGAAACCAGCCCACCGGCCAGAUUGAGUGGGGUGACUGGUGCAACGUCAAGGACACUGGCUUUGGCGAGCGCCCCACCACCGAGACUGGCGACGACCUUGUUGACGCCUUCGUCUGGGGAAAGCCCGGUGGAGAGAGCGAUGGUACCUCUGACGAGUCUGCCGAGCGCUAUGAUGCCCACUGUGGGCUUGAAGAUGCCCUCACCCCUGCUCCUGAGGCCGGCAAGUGGUUCCAGGCCUACUUCGAGCAGCUGGUGAAGAACGCCAACCCGCCCCUGUAA
Molecule: messenger RNA, 1215 nt
Organism: Aspergillus campestris IBT 28561
Lineage: Eukaryota; Fungi; Ascomycota; Eurotiomycetes; Eurotiales; Aspergillaceae
Product: glycoside hydrolase family 6 protein
Exons: 6
Coding region: 1-1215 (404 amino acids)
Biological process (GO): cellulose catabolic process
Molecular function (GO): hydrolase activity, hydrolyzing O-glycosyl compounds
Source: RefSeq, a predicted model, not a curated record